This is a messenger RNA of Pyricularia pennisetigena, 690 nucleotides long. RefSeq lists its product as uncharacterized. The coding region runs from base 1 to 690 and encodes 229 amino acids. The transcript is spliced from 3 exons. Gene Ontology annotation, molecular function: hydrolase activity. Lineage: Eukaryota; Fungi; Ascomycota; Sordariomycetes; Magnaporthales; Pyriculariaceae. The record is from RefSeq and is a predicted model, not a curated record.
AUGAAGCUCUCAGCUGUCGCCGUCUCCCCCCUCGUGGCCGGCCUGGCCGCUGCAUCUCCGGCCUCCAGCCCGCUCACGUCCCGCCAGGCAUGCCCAAACGUGCAUGUUUUCGGUGCCAGGGAGACGACGGUCCCUCAGGGAUACGGCACGUCGCAGGGCCUCGUCAACAUGGUGCUCCAGGCUUACCCCGGAGCCACGUCCGAGGCCAUCGUCUACCCGGCCUGCGGCGGCCAGAGCCAAUGCGGUGGUGUCAGCUACGACAACUCUGCCAGCCAGGGCACCGCCGCCGUCGUCAGCGCCGUCACGAGUUUCAAUAGCCGCUGCCCCAACACCAAGCUCGUAGUCAUUGGCUACUCGCAGGGAGGCCAGAUCUUUGACAACGCCCUCUGCGGCGGCGCCGGAGCCACCCUUAGCGGCAAUGCACUCGCGGCGGUCAAGGCGGCCAUCUUCAUGGGCGACCCUCACAACCAGAACGGGCUUCCGUACAAUGUCGGCACAUGCCGGGCGGGUGGGUUUGCGGCCCGCCCCAGUGGAUUCCGAUGCUCGCCGGCCAGCUCGUCCAUCAUCCAGUCGUACUGCGACUCGACCGACCCUUACUGCUGCAAUGGCAACGACGCCAACUCGCACCAGCAGUACGUCAACAAGUACGGCACCCAAGCGCUCAACUUUAUCAAGAGCAAGCUGGGUUGA